CGCGGAGGGGGCGGGGCCCGGCCGGGCUAUGGUAGCGCGCGGGCUUUGGCGCGCUGGCGGAAUCGGGAGCGGGUGACUCAGACCCAGCAGCAGCACCAUGGCGAGCUCAGCACAGGGCCUGCCCAGCGCCGAGCUCUGGGCCUCCCAUAACAAGAUGGUGAUGGAGCCGCUGGACACCAACGACCCCGAGGUGCACAGCAUCAUCAAGAAGGAGAAGCAGCGGCAGAGGUUGGGGCUGGAGUUGAUUGCAUCGGAGAACUUUGCAAGCCGAGCAGUCCUGGAGGCCCUGGGAUCCUGCAUGAACAACAAAUACUCUGAGGGUUACCCAGGACAGAGGUACUACGGUGGGACGGAGUUUGUGGACGAGCUGGAGAGGCUGUGCCAGAAGCGAGCCCUGCAGGCUUACCGGCUUGACCCCCAGAAGUGGGGAGUCAAUGUCCAGCCCUACUCAGGGUCACCUGCAAACUUUGCGGUGUACACGGCCCUGGUGGAGCCCCAUGGCAGGAUCAUGGGGCUGGACCUGCCCGAUGGUGGCCACCUCACCCACGGCUUCAUGACAGACAAGAAGAAGAUCUCUGCCACCUCUGUCUUCUUCGAGUCCAUGCCCUACAAGGUCAACCCCAAGACCGGUUACAUUGACUAUGACAAGCUGGAGGAGAACGCCCGGCUCUUCCACCCCAAGCUGAUCAUAGCAGGUGUCAGCUGCUACUCGCGGAACCUGGACUACGCCCGCAUGCGGAAGAUUGCGGAUGACAACGGGGCGUUCCUGAUGGCAGACAUGGCGCACAUCAGCGGGCUGGUGGCCGCUGGCGUGGUGCCCUCGCCCUUCGAGCACUGCGACAUCGUCUCCACCACCACCCACAAGACCCUGCGGGGCUGCAGGGCCGGAAUGAUCUUCUACCGCAAAGGCACCCGCAGCGUGGACCCCAAGACAGGCAAGGAGACCCUCUACAACCUGGAGAGCCUCAUCAACCAGGCAGUGUUCCCAGGGCUGCAGGGAGGCCCACACAACCACGCCAUUGCAGGGAUUGCCGUGGCACUGCAUCAGGCCAUGACACCCGAGUUCAAGGCUUACCAGCAGCAGGUGGUGGCCAACUGCAAGGCACUCUCAUCAGCACUGAUGGAGAUGGGCUACGACAUCGUCACAGGGGGCUCUGACAACCACCUGAUCCUGGUGGACCUGCGCAGCAAAGGCACAGACGGCGGCCGGGCCGAGCGGGUGCUGGAGCUCUGCUCCAUCGCCUGCAACAAGAACACGUGCCCUGGUGAUGUCAGUGCCCUGCGGCCCAGCGGGCUCCGCUUCGGGACACCGGCUCUGACCUCGCGCGGCUUCCGGCAGGACGAUUUCCGCAGGGUGGCCCAGUACAUCCACAAAGGGAUUGAGCUGGCUCUGCGUGUGCAGAAGGACAUGAACCCCAAGGCCACGCUGAAGGAAUUCAAGGACAAAUUGGAGGACCAGAAAUACCGUGGGGAGCUGAAGGCACUGAAGGAAGAGGUGGAAGCCUUUGCAGCCACGUUCCCGCUGCCAGGGCUGCCUGUCCUGUAAGGAGACACAGCCGUGCCUGCUCCCAGAGCCACGGGAGCACCCAGGAUCACAGCACACCCCCAAUCCCCAGCCUGACACCAACACCCCAGUGCCUUCUCCCAGCCCUUCCCUGUGAGGCUGCAGCAGCAGCUCCUCCUUUGGCUCUUACUCCCCCUUCCCCUCCCAUGUGGGGCACAGGGACCCCGUGAGUACCACCCCUGUGGGGACACCAGCCCUUCACCACUGUGUCACCGAGCACCAGGUCACCCUCACUCACCUCAUGGUGCCAUCCAGCUCGUGCUGGUUGUGGAGCAGCAGAUGAGAUGUAGGCUGGUCUGUCCACAUUCCCUGGACACCCUGCCCAUGGCAGUGUGAGGGACAGGGGCUCCAGCUGCACAAGGAACCUCACAGCCACUAAAAGCCCCCCUGGUUUCAGCCUCGAGGAUUCCCCUUCAUCCUGUGUGCCUUGCCACCUCACAGGCUACGACAGGGCCAAGCCUUGUCCUGAACAUCCCUCCUGGGAUCACCAUACUAUCCUAACCAGGUCCUCCAGUAUUCUCUCAGACCCCUUGGCACAAAGCUUAGGUUGAACCAUUUUUUAAUAAGCAUGUUAAAAUUAAGAACUGAACCACAACAUAUGACAAGAAUUAUAAGCUUUAAAAAAUACGACCAAUUUUUUUUUUUUUUUUUUGUAUUUCAAAAAUAUCUGAACCCAAAUAAAUAUUUUUUUUUUAAAAGUACAUUUCUCAGACUAGUCAUUUGGUGUUAACAUCAGUUAAACUCUUGUGCAGUGACACUUACAGCACGACACUAAGACAUGCUUGGGUUUCUCCCGGUCACACUCGCCCUAACUACUGACGCAAGCAUUCGGCACGCACAGGCACACACACGGAACUCAACAUGCAGGAAUAGGAUACAGUGCUUUUUUAAAAUAAGAUGAGAAUUCAUCACAGCCUCCUGGCAGCCUUCAGAGGCAGCUCCAAGCCCAGCCCCAUCCCCGUGGCAGCAGCCGUGCUGCCGGCAGGACCGGGUACCCUGCUGCUGCCUUCCAGUGAAAUCCGUCCCAGGGAGCAGGGGCUGGGGGUUUGUGACCCCUCCAAUGCUGGGGUGCAGUUGGGUGCUCUGACAUUGUGCUCUGGGGCAGGGGGUUCUCCUGCAGCCUGGGCAGCUCCCUGAAUUCCCUCAGACCCUGUUACAGGAGCCUCCUCACUGUGCUGCUGCAAGCCCCGGGUCCUGCCCAGCUCCUGCAAUCUGCAGUGUGGGCUGGCUCCCACCACCAGACCAGGGGCUCAGGACCCUCACACUCAAUAAAACCCAAAGAAUUGGCCUGGGAGCACAGAGCCAUCAGCUCCCACCCUGGAGUGCCUCCCCACCCUCCCACCACGGUGAAUAUUGCUAGAGUAUAGGCAGCUCUGAGGAGCUGCUCAGAAGUGAUUGCUAUCAGAUGAGAGGAAAUCUGAGCAUUGUUCUCUGAGAAAUGAAACCUCUGUAGGGUUAGGAUCACCUACAGCUAUGGCUGAGCCUCCUGGGCUGGGAGCUGGAAGCAGGGGGGUUAGUGGGGAGCAGAGCAGGGCCUGGAAGGAGCAGGAGUGGGGAACGGGAGCCCUCCCUCCUGGCCGGGAGAGGCUUCUGCUCGGGUGAAUUCUGAUCAGUGAACACCUCCCCUCCCCGGCAGCCGGGGGAGCCAGCGGGGCUGUGCGGGAGGAGGUGGGGACAUGCUGGGUGGCAGCACUCACAGAAGCAGGGGACACGGCCAUGCAGGGCACCGCUGGCUGGUGAGGGUGGCACUGCCACUGCCAGGACCCCCCUGCUCCUCGGGGAAGGAUGGCUCAGGCAAGAGAACGACACACACGUCAAGGCAGGAGCUGUCAGUGCAAAGGCUGUGGCUCGUUGUUAGUCUGUGAAUAUCAAACUGGUCAGGUGCCACACCAGAGAUGGGGGAAGUCCUAAAGUGCCAAUACAGGAUCUGCACUGUACAACAGCAGCAGAACAGAGACAGAGAAAUUACAGAGGAAAGAGGAACUCGGCUCCCAGACACCAGCUGCCCUCAGAAUCCCCCCAGUUUCUGCCACCACAAGCAGAGAGGGCUCCAAACACCCAGAGGUGCCACAGCCCAGUGUCCACUCCCCUUUUCCAGUCCAAGUGCAGAGGUUACACCGCUGAGAGGAGCACAAGCCCUCCAGGGCGUGUUUCUCCACAGCUCCCAGUUGCAGAUAAUCCCAGAGCUCCUGUUGGGAAUCAGAGAUGUUCCAGCCCCCGGGGCACCCUCCCCAGUCAGAGCUGCUGGGUGGCAGAGAGGUGAAGCAGGUCAGACAGGUGGCAGUGCAAGUAUUGCUCAACACAGCCUUGAGUAUCACAUACUACAGGUUGGACAGAGGGAGUAAGAAGUGAGUUAUUUCUCAAUUUAUGAGCACAGCUGAACACCACAGGUUGAAACCACUGUGACUAAAAUGAGCCACCACGAAUCAUCUCUCCCACUCCGUGCUGGAGGAAGACGUGUGAGUGAGUCAGCAGGAAAAAAGUCUGUCUGUCCUUCCCUCCCUCCCUCCCUCCUCAAACCCAAACAGCACUGGGUGGUUUCCCAGCAGGAAACAAGCUCCUGGUUGGAGCCCUGCUCCAGAGCAGGCUGCUGGGAGCUUUCAUCAGCCUGGUGUCACCUGCAUUACUCAUCUCCCUCCUCCCCCAGGGAAUCUCACCUCAGCUUUAGUGUGGAAGUUUGGGUGUGCUUGAAUCAAUCAGGGGGCACCUUGAGGCACCUCAGGAAGCAGAAAAUUGGAUGGACACAGAGCCUUUCACCAGCAGACUCAGCUCACAUGAGACAGGAGGGCACAGGCAGGACAGGAGAAGGCUUUGAACACGCUGUAAAGGUGAGAAGCUCACCUUCAGCAAAGGCCACACCACCCUGCUUCCAGCCACAACCUCCAAACACCAUCACAACAACCCCUGACCCUGGAAAUCCCUCUGGACAGAACCACGAGGCCAACUUGGCUGAGCCACCACAAACAGCAUAACCUUCAAAACACCUUUGUGCCCUGUGGGUUUGUACCCCAGAGAGCCUUUCCAGGGGAGAGGAGGAGGUGGCACAAUGCUGAGGCACUGAUGCUGGUGCAAGUGACAGCCUCCCCAAGGAGCCUCCGUGCCUCCAGACAGGGCUUUGGGGGAGUGCAGGUCUCACAGCAAGUCCCAGUGGGGUCUAGGCCACGCUGGGGAACCUCAGGCUGUACACAGAAACCUCCCAGGCUCAGAAGGAAGAUCACAUUCACCUCCAAAGCUGCCUCACAUUAUCACCAUAAACAGAAGUUUAAAAAAAACCCAACAAAC
This is a messenger RNA of Zonotrichia albicollis (white-throated sparrow), 4846 nucleotides long. It is a transcript of the gene SHMT1, whose product is annotated as serine hydroxymethyltransferase 1. Gene Ontology annotation, molecular function: glycine hydroxymethyltransferase activity; pyridoxal phosphate binding. NCBI's taxonomy places the organism in Eukaryota, Metazoa, Chordata, Aves, Passeriformes, Passerellidae. Gene Ontology annotation, cellular component: cytoplasm; mitochondrion; nucleus. The record is from RefSeq and is a predicted model, not a curated record. Gene Ontology annotation, biological process: tetrahydrofolate interconversion.